CAAGAGGAUCUCCUUCGAUGUAAGACUUCACCACGCUGCAUCCCCACUUCCUCCCAAGAGCACACUCAAGAGUCUCAAAAGCUCUGAAAAACUGUGACUCUCGUCCUGGUGAAUAUUUGUCUUUUCACAGGAAGAAUCUGAGGACGUUAAACACAGGCUAAGAACAAAGCCGACACUCAACACUAGACUUCAACUUCUAGACCCGACCACUUCCGAUACAGGGACGGAAUAGAACCACUUCUCCUGGGCGUCCUCAAGCCGCCGCAAGUAGUAGGAAGAGUCAGCAGUUCAGACAGACUAGAUUGGACUACGCCCACCAGGAUCCGGAAACAGGGUGCCUCGGAACCUGUUUACCUGAUCAACGAUCCGGAACUUCCGGGAGUGAAGAGCGUCGUUUCCGAGGGGACGAUCUUCUGAGACGGACACGAGACUGAUGUAGAGUCCUCCUUGUCUAUGAAAUGCAGUUUUCACAGCAGUUGGACCUGUUUCCUGAAUGCAGAGUGACCCUUCUGUUAUUUAAAGAUGUAAAAAAUGCAGGAGACCUGAGAAAAAAGGCCAUGGGAGGAUCUAUCAAUGGGUCGUUGAUAAACCCUAGUGUGAUUGUCGACCCAUUUCAGAUACUGGUGGCCGCGAACAAAGCCGUUCAUCUGCACAAACUGGGAAAAAUGAAGACAAGGACUCUGUCUACUGAAAUUAUCUUCAACCUCUCCCCAAAUAAUAACAUUUCAGAGGCUUUGAAGAAAUUCGGUACCUCAGAAAGCGACACUUCAGUUCUGAUUGUUUACAUCGAAGAGGGAGGAAAACAGAUACACCAAGAACACCUGAUAUCUCAAGUGGAGGGCCAGCAGGUACCUUUGGAAAGCCUUCCAGAAAUAACAAAGAUCGCAGAAGUCAAAAAGAUAUAUAAACUAUCAUCACAAGAAGAGAGUAUUGGGACAUUAUUGGAUGGUAUCAUUUGUAGAAUGUCAACAAAGGAUAUUUUAUAAGUUCAACAGAAAAUCUCAAAGUUAAUCACUAGCUGUUCUUUCCUGGUUAUAAAAUUACCACUGGAAAAGGAAAAAAGAAACUACUACCAGCCCUACUUUUUUCCACUCCUUAAAGAUACCCUGUCACCGUGUUUGACACUCUCUCCUUGUCUUCUGUUUGUUUCAAUAUGUUUUAUUUUUAUACAAUUGGAAUAAAAAGUUCAAGCACCCAGCGAAGGCUGUAGUGUUCAAGGCUCUUCCUCAGUAAUUCAUCCAUCAGUUUGCAUCUCACCUUGUACUGCUGGCUUUUCCACAUUGCCCUUCUAAGCAUCUGGAUCCUUAGUAUUUUAAGUAUAAUAAUUCCUUUAACUCUAAACCUAGUAUGGCGACUCACUUCUACAGCCCAGGUACGCCUGGGGAUUUCUCUUGCAGCUGAGGCAAGAUAAAGCCACAAGUUUGAGGUCAUCCUGAGAUAUGCGACAAGUUCCCAAUCAGCCUAAAGUACCAUGUCGAAUCCUAUCACAAUAAAUAAGUAAU
Onychomys torridus (southern grasshopper mouse) is the source of this 1502-nucleotide messenger RNA. It is a transcript of the gene Tprkb, whose product is annotated as TP53RK binding protein. Bases 459 to 986 code for a protein of 175 amino acids. Gene Ontology annotation, biological process: tRNA threonylcarbamoyladenosine modification; telomere maintenance via recombination. Lineage: Eukaryota; Metazoa; Chordata; Mammalia; Rodentia; Cricetidae. Gene Ontology annotation, cellular component: EKC/KEOPS complex; nucleus; cytosol. The transcript is spliced from 5 exons. The record is from RefSeq and is a predicted model, not a curated record.